Brassica napus (rape) is the source of this 549-nucleotide messenger RNA. RefSeq lists its product as uncharacterized. The transcript has a single exon. NCBI's taxonomy places the organism in Eukaryota, Viridiplantae, Streptophyta, Magnoliopsida, Brassicales, Brassicaceae. The record is from RefSeq and is a predicted model, not a curated record. Bases 1 to 549 code for a protein of 182 amino acids.
AUGUUUCUCUUUGUCGGCGGGAUCAGGAAGCUCCGAUCGUUCUCCACGGCGGCGGCUCAGCCGUAUCUCCUGGUCAGAGAGAGGGAAGUCACCGUGAAGUCGUCCAGUGAAAGAGUGGUCACCUUAAAUCUGUUGGAUCCGUGUAAGCUUGAGACGGUGAAGAUCCCCGGCAAGAGUCUCCCGACGGAGGUUGCGAAGUCGUUGAGGAUAGGUUCAUCCAAGGGAUGGGUGGCUCUGACGGACCUUCAAAAUUCGAAACUGCGUCUCACCAAUCUAUUUAACCCUUGUGCCUCUUCACCAACAACAAUAACACUGCCCCCUGUCGAUGGGUGUUACAGAGGUUCAGCUGCCCGAGUUUACAAUGUCUCUCUCUCAGCCUCCCCGAACCAACGUGACUGUGUAGUGGCUGCUAAGUUGUUUGCUCCAGUCAUUAGUCUGUGUCGGCCUGGUGACUCGGAGUGGACACACAUCGAGACCCCAAACCAUUUCUUCACUUCAGCUGUGAUGCACUCUAUGAGAGACCAGAAGUUCUAUCUCCACUCCUACUGA